Molecule: messenger RNA, 711 nt
Organism: Paramecium tetraurelia
Lineage: Eukaryota; Ciliophora; Oligohymenophorea; Peniculida; Parameciidae
Exons: 2
Source: RefSeq, a predicted model, not a curated record
AUGUAAGAAGAUUACACUUAUCAAAUUCUUAAAAAAUGCAACGGGAAGGUUAUAAUUCAAAUAGAUGAACGAUUAUUGGAUGUUAUCAAUACUCAUUUCACCAUAAAACCACAAUAACAGCAAAGAGAAGUGCCUUAUUCAGUCAAGAAAUAACAUAAUUUCUAAAGGCGAAUAGUGCCCUUCUUUAUGAACCAAUUUAUGCAUUGGGCAGAAGAGAUGGGAUACAAAUAGGUCGAUGGGUAUCUGAGAGCCAUUCAUAAGAAGAAGACCUCAAAAUAAUAAAAGUUUGAGUUGGGAGAUCUCAAGAAGUUAUUUGGUGCCAUCAAUCCUCGAACUAAAAUCAUUCAGAUGGAGACUCAGACUAAGUGGAUUGAGUUCUUGGGUACUCAGGCUGAGAUCUGUGUACUUGUGAACAAUAAGAUCAAGGAUCAAUCAACCAAACAAAUGUACAUUCAAGCAAUCGAGCAUUUGAAGGCGGAGUUGAAAAAAGAACAGCCUUAUGACAAAUUCUUGAGUCUCCCUAAGAAGGAGGAAUCGAAUGACUCUUUGAUGGAGGAAUCAAAAGAGUAAUCAAUCAAAGAGGAAUACUCAAGUGGGGAAUUCGAUGAGUAGGCUCCGACUUAUAAGGAAGACCCGUAUUCUUAUUUGAGUUGCGCAUACAGCAACUACGAAUGACUUUGUACUCAUGUUUUUUAAAUAAUUAACUAAUUA